Haemonchus placei is the source of this 384-nucleotide messenger RNA. NCBI's taxonomy places the organism in Eukaryota, Metazoa, Nematoda, Chromadorea, Rhabditida, Trichostrongylidae. The record is from the annotation of a GenBank genome assembly.
GGUUACUUCUGUUAUGGACGAAACCUUUCUCGUAUUCCUAAGAUGCCUCCGUCCAAGAAAGUGCAACAAGGAGAUACUCCUAAACCAUUUCUGUUUCGUCGCCUCGGUCACGCAUACGAGGUGUAUCCAUUAGUUCUCCUAGCGAUAAGCCUGAUAACAGGCAUGGCACUGACGGGCUAUUACAGCUGCACAAAAAUUGAAGUCCAGUUCGAUAGAACUCGAGGUCGUCUACCCCCAUGGGACUGGGAACGUGCCAGAGACAACUACUGGUUGCAAGGCACUGUUUUCUUUGACCUAGACAAUCGACUUCGCACACGUUGCCUUCUGAUGGAGAAAAUCCAGGACGAGAUGCUCGUUGCAGCAAAGAAGAGAGGAACGCGUUGA